Molecule: messenger RNA, 720 nt
Organism: Musca vetustissima
Lineage: Eukaryota; Metazoa; Arthropoda; Insecta; Diptera; Muscidae
Gene: GstT4
Product: glutathione S-transferase theta-1
Exons: 4
Coding region: 10-720 (236 amino acids)
Biological process (GO): glutathione metabolic process
Cellular component (GO): cytoplasm
Molecular function (GO): glutathione transferase activity
Source: RefSeq, a predicted model, not a curated record
AAAGUCACCAUGCCCAUGCAACCCAUUAAAUUCUAUUACGAUGUUCUCAACCAAUCUAGUCGUGCUUUAUAUAUAUUAUUGGAAGCUUCAAAAAUUCCCUUCGAACCAGUGCCGAUUUCGCUUUUAAAAGGUGAACACCUCACUGGCGAAUACAGAGAUAAAGUUACUCGUUUCAAGAGACUCCCAGCAAUUAAUGACCAUGGAUUUCAAUUGUCUGAAAGUGUAGCCAUAUUCCGUCAUUUGGUCAGGGAAAAAAUUGUUCCCGAACAUUGGUAUCCACGCAAAAAUUUGGGUCGCAGCCGAAUUGAUGAAUAUUUAGAAUGGCGUCAACGUAACAUGGGCGUAGCUAGUACAGAUUAUUUUCAACAAAAAUGGCUUGUCCCAUAUUUGCAGAAAACCCGACCCAACGAUAGUUUGGUGAAUGGAGCUGCUAAACAACUCGAUCGCAAUCUAAACGAUUUCGAAAAUCUCUUUCUGAAUUCGAACAAGUUCAUAAUUGGAGAUAAUAUUUCAUAUGCUGACCUGUUAGCAAUAUGUGAAGUUGACCAACCAAAAUACAUUGGUUAUAAUCCCUUUAUUAAACGAAACAAGCUCUCAAAAUGGUACGAUGCAGUUCGCGAGGAAUUGGGGCCAUAUUACAAAGAUAUUUCUGCCGAAUUUGAAAACAAAUUGCGAAUCGCUGAGAAAGGCCAUAAAGAAGCCAUAUCAAUGAAACAAUAA